AUCGGAUCUUUCGGGAAGUUCCAGAUUUUGGUGAUCUUCAUGGUAAUGGUUCCUAAGGUAGCCAUUGGAUACAACAUGCUGAUUAUGUCAUAUGGUGCUUACGUCACUGAUUGGUGGUGUGUUGAUGACGUCAUGUCUAAUAAUAGCAGGAAUAAUGUGACGUAUAAAUAUUGUAGCAAUGAUGACAACUCAACUUGUUCUAGAGUUUAUGAUGACUACACAAGAACAGUUGUAACAGAGGUGGUGUACCUCGGCUUCUCUCUAUGGUUUUGCUUUUGGUAUUGGUCAGUUAUCUGGAAACUUUUACCUGAAUUUGUUUUUGAUGUUUAUAUUGGAGUUCCCCAUUUUCAUACCUAUAAUAUAUGCCUUAAAUAAAUUCGGUCGGAGAACGGUGGCAACUGUCAUGUACGGUGCAGGUACUAUCUCCUGUAUAGCAGUCAUUAUCAUUCAAAAUACAGUGCCUUUCGGAUAUAAAGGUGUAAUGAUCACAACCCUAUCUCUAGCAGCUAGAUUAUUUAGCGCCAUGGCUUGGGCGGGUAUCAUCAUCAUCACCACCGAGAGUUAUCCUACUGUUAUUCGAAACUUGGGUUAUGGUGCCGCUAACACGGCAGCUCGUAUUGGAGGAAUUGUCGCGCCUUUUAUCUUCACCCCGAGCGGCAAUGAAAUGGUACCAUAUAUUAUAGUGAUCGUCUUACUUGGUUUAAGCGGGAUUCUAACCAGGUUAUUUCUACCGGAAACUCUAGGAUUAGCCAUGGAGGAUGUAGUACAGGUCGACCAGGAAGGGGACCAGGAAGGGGUACAAGAAACAAAAGACACGCCCACGAACGGGCAUCCAUUUAAAGAAACGCCAGACCUUACAAAUAGACAAUCAAACAAAGGCGAGGAAAAUAAGAAUGGCAGACGCGCGCCCAUAAUAUGUCUUUUCACUGAAAACACUAGACUUUAAUUCUGUGAAACAAACUAGAUGCUAUAUCGCAGCCCUCAUUAUACGGAAAUUGGAAGGGGGGUAUCAUUGACCCUCAGGGUAUGAAUUCUAAUUAAAGACGCACACCACGCCCUGACCCUUGCUAAUAUUGAUCAAUCUGUAAUCAUGAAUAUGUAAACCGACUGUGGUGGCCAAUUUCCUCCCUAUUUUUGAGGGAUACGAGAUAUAUGUGACUACUCUUACAAACGAUAAUGGGUAGUCUCGAUCAAUGCAGCCUAUAUUCAAAACUAUAGUUAAAUGAGUUUAAUACUAAUGUAUUAAUAAGAGGCCAGUAUUCACGGUAAAAUUCUAUAUUCAGCCCAUCAUUUCCUGGGGUUUUAUUAUUUUUAAAUAGUUUUAAUGCUUCCAAAAAUUCACGGUUGUCAAUUUUAUGUUCCAGCAUCUGACUUUGAUUUUCAUUUAAUUUUUGGAAGUACUGUUUCCUGAGGAAUAUUGUAUCCUCGAGGCCUGAUUUGUUAUGGGUAGUCUCUGAAUAAAGAUUCGAGUAAUAGUUAUAAAUUUCCCUUGAUAUUUCCUUUGGGCAAAUAAUUUCACUAUUAUCUUUUUCAAUUCUGUUUAAUGAUGUUGAUAUUUUAUUUUGUUUCUCUAAACUUAGCAAUAAUUUUGUAUUCUUUUCCCCUUUUCGUGCCACUCCACAUUAGAUCUUAAGAUAGCCCCACGGAUUUCUAUAUCAUAAAUUUGAUCAAGCUUGUAUUUAACGAAGUAAUAUUUUUCGUAUGUUUCGACAUCAUGAGUGUUUAAGGAUGAAAUUUUAUUUUCUAGACCCUGCAUUUCUUGUAUUAGUUUUUCUUUUAACUUACUUUUAAUUUUUUGUUUCUUUUUACAGUAUUUAAUGGUUUCAUUUUUAAUUUUAAAUUUAACGUAAUCCCAAAGUCCCCCCCCCCCCCUAUCUUCCUUAUCAUGAUAUUCAUCCUUCCAUAUACUGAUGGCGUUCUUUAAUAAUUUGUAAUAAUUUUUAUCUAAUAUCAGAUUGUUAUUAAAUAUCCAUAGUCCAGGCCCUCUUUUUGAAUCAAUAGUACAUAUUUUAAUAGCAAUUGCUUGAUGAUCACUGAAUGUGUUUGGUAUAAUGGUGCACUCUUUUACAAAAUCUUGAGUAGUGGCCGAGAUUAACCAAAAAUCUAUCCUGCUUUGUAUUAAAGGCUUAAGCUGUUUCCACGUAUAUCUACGUAACUUUGGAUUUCUAACUCUAAAUAUGUCGAUAAGAUUAAAAUAUUUUAUUAUGUUUAUAAUAGCUACCUUGCUGUUGUUUUUUAUUUUAUAAUUUCCACCCGUUCUGUCCAAGUCUUUGUUCAUCACAUUGUUAAAAUCCCCGCCUAUGAUAACUGACAAGUCGUCGUAAACUUCAAAAGAUUUGAGCAUCUGAUCUUGCAGUUUAAGAAAAUGGGCCUUUUGCUGAAUAUCUAUCGUGGGGCUGUACGUAUUAACGAAUAAAAAAUUAGUCUGUCAGCAGUUUAAAAUCAAAAUAAUAAAGUAUCCAUUUUCAUCAGCUGUAUAUGACUUAAUAUCUAGAUUACUCGAUGUAUUAAAUAAAAUGGCAGUUCCAGCUGAAUUACUCUUUCCGUGUGCAAAUAUUAUGUGAUCUCCCCAUUCUAGUUGCCAGGUGAUUUCAUCUGAGUUUGUGCUAUGUGUUUCUUGCAGAAAUAUAACUUUUGCUUUUUGUUCCUUUAACCAUACAAAUAUUUUAUUACGUUUGAUUUUAUUACGCAUACCUC
Messenger RNA from Patella vulgata (common limpet), 2697 nucleotides. Its product is annotated as solute carrier family 22 member 16. Lineage: Eukaryota; Metazoa; Mollusca; Gastropoda; Patellidae. The record is from RefSeq and is a predicted model, not a curated record. Gene Ontology annotation, molecular function: transmembrane transporter activity. Gene Ontology annotation, biological process: transmembrane transport. Gene Ontology annotation, cellular component: membrane.